ACCGGCUAUAUGUUUUUUUUAGCGCCGGAGGAUGAACCGAAGCCUUUGCGCGCCUUCUACGAAAACUCGAGAAAGAGCUGAAGCAAAAAAAGUAAGUGUCGAGUGAGGAGAGCUGGUCGAUCCCUCUUUUGUUUUUGGACUUGUUGGUCUGUUUGUAUGCUUUGGGACUCUUGUGAUACCUUCUUUUGGACUUUGGAUAUUCGGUUAAUUUUUGGAAGUAUAUACCUACGAUACGCUAUGAUACACUAUCUAAAAUCGAUACUUGUUGAUCUUGAACCUGCUCUUGCCAAUAAGGCCGUGCACAAUGUAUUUCAAUUGGUUCUGUCGUUUGGUCCCGACCUCUGUUACUCCCGUGUAUCGCCGGCUGGUACAGCAGUUGUGGUAGCGCACAUGUACACCAAAUUCGGGGGCUUCUCGGUAAGAGCGUCAGGAAUGCGACCCGUCCGAGCCGGGAAUGGCGUCUACUGGUACAUUCGGAACAACCAGGACGCCUUGACGCCAUCGGACGUCCAGUUACUGUUGAGGCUUCGCAAUUGCGCAACGUUACUGCGGGUUCAAUUCGUUGAGUUGAGGUGCGCUUGCCCCAGGAUGGCGUGGAAAACGCUUCGUGGAGGUCCAGAUGGGGUCCCAGUUCCGUCCUUCCCCGUGCGAGGAGUGUGCUACGGCCCCAGUUCCGUGCUUGAAUUGCCAUUUGGCAUUAGAAUGAACCCCCGUUCGACUCCGAUGGCGUAGCAUUCACGUACUCUAUUCCAGCGGGAGGCGCUGCACUGCGCGCAUGUUCCGGCGUUAAUGGUCUCUAAGGAAAAACUAUCAUCCG
This is a messenger RNA of Saitoella complicata NRRL Y-17804, 817 nucleotides long. RefSeq lists its product as uncharacterized. The transcript has a single exon. Lineage: Eukaryota; Fungi; Ascomycota; Saitoellomycetes; Saitoellales; Saitoellaceae. The coding region runs from base 157 to 732 and encodes 191 amino acids. The record is from RefSeq and is a predicted model, not a curated record.